Lodderomyces parapsilosis is the source of this 1920-nucleotide messenger RNA. RefSeq lists its product as uncharacterized. Gene Ontology annotation, cellular component: mitochondrial outer membrane. NCBI's taxonomy places the organism in Eukaryota, Fungi, Ascomycota, Pichiomycetes, Serinales, Debaryomycetaceae. The record is from RefSeq and is a predicted model, not a curated record. The transcript has a single exon. Bases 1 to 1920 code for a protein of 639 amino acids.
AUGAGUAUUAUUAGCUUCGGUCUCAUCCCUGAUGCUCGUCAUCCAAAGAAGAUUUUGCGUGUCAUCAGCAAUAAUAACCGGGUUUCAUUAGCCAUUAAAGCAGAAUUCGAAAAACUCAAUUCGUUCACCAAAUCCUAUUUGGCAACUCAAUACGAGGAGGAACAACAACAACAACAGCAAACUCCAGACAAGUCGCUCAAGCAAUCCAAAAAUGUGCAGUUACAUGACCUCUUUAGGGAAUUGUACGUUCUAAUCGACUGUGAGAAUUUCAAGCUUGAUCGAGUUGCAAACGUAAACCUAAGGAGUUUGCAAGAAAUUAUCGACAAGCUUCAGAAAAUUGAUGUGAAGACGACCGUGGAUGAAACGAUACAUGGUUUAAUGUGGCAGUAUAUCAACCUUGUUCUUGGCCUCCAGUUGUCUAACUCGUUGAUAUACAAGACCCUUGUUUUAAAAAGUCAACAGGUUUAUUGGGAGACAAUCCACAACUCCAUUUCCAACAAGCUAAUCUACUUUGUUCAAACAUUACCAAAUAAAAUAUAUCGUUUUGGUAUCGAUAUGGUUGGAAAGACAAACGAGAUACUUGCACAGAACUUUCAUCGAACAGAAGCCAUGGAUUUGGAACAUCGCCAUUGGACUUAUCAGUACUGGCUGAAGUUUCAAAUUUAUUCAGCUGCGUUGGGCAGAUCGAUCCUACAAGCUGUUGAUUUACUUUUUGUUCAAGAAAAUCCCGUUGUAACGUUGUUACAAAAGUCCAAUAUAUCCACUUUUUCAUCAAUCAAAUGGUAUGUGUCAUCCAUCGCAAAGUCACCUGUUACCAUCAUCAACAAGGAAAUAAAGUCGAAAUUGAGAACGAUAAAGAAAGAAAUUCAAUCAAACACGCAAAACAUUGAUUUAUUUGUUAAAGCAGAUAUUGCCAAUCUAUUCCCUACAUUGAAGAAGAUAUUAAACAUAAAAGAUGGAAGUGACAAUGAAGUCAACAAAGUAGUUGAUGGUGUUGUGGCAUUCGCGAAUAAGGAGUACACAUCCACUUCAUCUCCAUCAUUCCUUACCAGAUAUUGGCUUCUCAUUUCACUCAUUGUUUUCUAUGCACCUUCACAAUCAAAAAAUGCGUACCGUAACCGCUAUGAAAUACUCCAUUGGAUUCAAUACAAUGGUGUUGAACCCUUGAAGGGAUUUUUCACCAACUGGGUCAUCAAACCAAUCAAUGAGAUGCUCAAUAUUUUACGAAGCGAUGAUGAAAUUACAUUGACUUCAAGGGAUUCGUUGAAAUCCGACGUAACUUCUUUGGAGAAGAUGGUUUAUGAAUUCGCCCUGGAUAAUCAUAUUGAAACAACACCAACAUUAGUCAAACAAGACAUCAAAAACGGAGACUUGAGCUUAGUCAUGUCUCGGUAUGAGAAUGAAAUCAGACAGCCAAUCAAGUACCUUAUUUCAGGCUCAUUGUUGAGAUUGAUUUUGAUUCAAGUACAAAAGGGUAAAGUCGAUGGUGCUGUUGCAUUAAGUGGUAUAGACAAGUUAUUGAAGAGCCAACAAUUGGUGUUUGGAAUUGUAUCAAUGAGUCCCUCAUUGAUUAUUUUAUACCAAACUUACAAGUAUUUCACACUGGCCAAACCGUUGCUUGUUAAUGGCAAACAAUUGAGUAUAGUUUGUCUCAAAUGUUUGAACAAUGUCGAGAACCUACUCAUUUCGUUACUGAGGAAAACGGAAAAGGCAAAGGAAAAUGAGGCUGACACAGACGAAGGUGAAUUAUUGAUUGAAAUUAUUGAUUUGAUCUUGUGCUCGGAACCACUCAUUCCAAAAGAGUUGCACGAAGAUUGGAUUAAAGAUUUGAAUGAAUUAAAUAAUAGCGAGUUUGAUGUUGAAACCAAAUUGAAGUUGGUGCAACGCGUAUGGAAUAUGUAUGGUAGUUACUUUAGAUGA